UGGUCCCUUAUUUUCAUUGUUUCGCCCUCAGAGAUGAAAGGUUUUAUCAUCACCAAUGCAUCCAAAGAUGAGAGAUGGUUUGAGCAUAUUGUUACCGGAUUCUACAUUGCGAUCUUCGUGAUCACAUUUAUGACGAACACGUUCCUCUUCAUCGUGUUCCUGAAGAAUAAAUCGUUCCGCGACCUCAGCACUUACUUGAUCGUCCAGAUGGCGGUAGCUGACGUGCUGUAUCUUUGCGUCACCUGCGCCAUCAUUGUCAUAAAGAACUUGGAUGUACAGCUUAGCCGGCCGAUGUGCAAAGCCUUGUUAUAUGUAGAGGGAGUGGCCAGAUUUGCAUCUUCGCUCUCUUUGAUGUUGAUCAGUCUUGAGAGAUCCAUGUCUGUUUGCUCACCAUCGAUGUGCUAUACAAUCAGGAAAAUUUCUGGAGUCAAGAAAAAAGUGAGUGUCUUGAUGUGACUUCAAUAUGAGAUGAUCAACUUGUUGAAGCUGCCAUUAUUGCAAUGACCUACAAUUUCUCCCUUUCUCAUCUCACAGGCUUUCUUAAGCGUUUUCAUCAGCGCUGUGAUUCUUCGUUUAGGAGUCCUUUUCGUGGCGUGUGACUCUGAAAAGUGGGCCCCUGGCUACAGAGUAGCUGUGACUGUCGCUACUUACACCCUUCCCCUGGUGGUAGAGCUGACUGCCUACACCAUAUCUUACCACAAUAUCAACCGAAGACUUAGAGCUUCAGCAGGUAGCAAACAAGUUCUGUUGUUUAUCAAGAGGUCGCUGAAGGUUUUUGUGCUGAUCGCUGUAGUCUUUGCAGUCUGUACGCUUCCUGCAUCAAUCAUGGUGAUUCUUCAGUCACUCCGUGUUUACACACCUAGCUAUUUUGUUGGAUAUGUCGGGGACAUAAUCGAAUGCAUUCCCUGUGUCACAAACGUAAUCUGCUACCUGGUCUGCAGUCCAAAGUUUCGCAUGGAAAUCAGGAAACUCUUAUCAGGUGUGUUUCUGUUUGGAUUUACUGCCCCAUAGUUAGAAUCCACAACCUCUCAAUUACUCGUUCCGAUAGUGAAACACGGUUCAUUCUCUUUAGCAUUUUCCGACAUUUUACGACUUAAAAACGUACUUAGAACAUUUGGACUGAGUUUUUAGCGUAAAACCAAAUCAACUUCCCAGCGACAAACAGCCAAUCAAAGGGAAGGAAAACAUAAAAAAGACAAUGAGACCUGACAGUAUGAACGAACAAACCGAGUUGAGAUGAUUCCUCAGCAUUACACUGCAUAUCCUAUACUGCGCAAGGCGAAUAAGCACGCGCGCAUUCCGAGAACAUGGAGAAUCUUUACGAAGCGAUAACGGAAAUUCUUCGGAAAAAGGCAAAAAUACCGCCAAACGGACGCGCGGUAAACUCUUAAUCUAAAACGAAUAAAACCCCAAAAGCGAAACGACCGAAAAAACUGAAAAACUAAAAAAACUCGCAUACGCGAAAAUCGUACGCGUCACAAAUGCUCACCGCGUGUUUUAAAAUUCGAAAAGUCUCAGAGCGCGCGUGCUCGCUAGUGGACUUCUUUUCACCAGAUACGACGGUCUUUAUUUCUUGAACGAGCACGGUGACCUAUAUUUUUUUAUUCAUUUGCACCUGUAUAGGCUUAAAUGGGGUACGCUUGGCCGAUAAAAUCUCUUUAGCAAGCACGCUUAGCUAUCUUUUUUCAUCGUAGUUUUCGAAACAGAGUUGGUAGGAAACAUUAAAGGAAAAAUUCAAAAAAGAAUCGUUCAACAACUUUUAUUUCUGAGUAAUCAUCUUAAGCGCGUGCAACCGAUUGAUUGGAAAGUUUAGUACGAGUUUUGUAGACAAAUCGUUGGUUAAACAUAACCGAAGUAGCUCCGGAGUACUCUCAGUACUCAGUUGAGACCUACUAUAUGCCCAAUCGAUAACGCAGUGACCGGAACUCUGAUUACACACAUUUUUUUCAGUCCCCGACUACAACUCAAUACCAGGUUUUAAAGACCUUUCCUUUUCUAAGUACAAUAUCUCUUUCCACUCCUUUUUAAUCAAACUUGAGAAUGGCGACUAAUAUUCAUAGUUACCUUGCCCCACUUGAUAAGACGCCAGUAUUGUAGUUUACACGAUAAGUUGAAAGAGGAGCACCGCCGGGUGACCCACAUUAGAGCGAGGGAAUACCUUAAUUCAAAGAGGGAGUAUACUUUUAUCGAGGGCAGAAGUGAAAUUAUCUGACCGUAGACGUAAAUAAUUCCUUAAUUACAAUUUUUUUUUAGUUCGAUGAAAUGAUUUAUGAUUCAUCGACAACUUGUUUACGGUAUUCAUGAUUUUUCACUGACUAUAUCUUAUAAUUCAUGAUUUCUUACUUAUUCAUGAUUCUGGCCACCUGAUUUAACCCCUUUGGUCAAUGACUCAUGAUUCCGCCUCCACCUACGAAUGUUUGACAAAGAAUCUAACCUUCUUACCUUUUACCCAACCCUUCGCCUUUUCACAUAUCUCGCACUUCCAUUGCCUCUUACUAAAAGUUUAUUUACAUCAGUACUCAGAUAUUGUAACAAUGGUGAAAACAUUUCCAAAUCAGCCUCUGCAGAAGGCGCAGAAAACGUAGACGGCCUUGAUGACGAAAAGAAAAACAAGCGCGCCAUUGACAAGACCACUUUAAAGUUGGAUUGGAUUCUUGGCGAUGACCCAUCUCAAGUCGUCAUUCCAGGAUCCCCUACUCUGAGGGUAGACACACCAGCUAGUGCUGUACCCCCUGACUCCAUAGAAGUACCUCUUAUGGCCCUAGAAACCAUUGCAGAGCAAGACGAAACAAGUCCCCGACGGGCAGCUCGAAAAGGCACCAGCGUUAACACUUGGCCACGCAUGCGUCAAUCUCCAAACGAUCGACGUGUCCCGGAGAAUCUUGCGGCAUCCAAGGACUCCGUUUUUUCUGGGUCAAGCUUAAACGGUGUGGACAUUGGAGUUCACCAAUCUGGGUUUGAGACAGGUUUAUCCACGGAGACAGUGGAUAAUAUCAUGCCAAAGAUCUCUAAACAUACUGUCAAGAAUGUGGAAAUAGGAACCCAAACUGAGUUCAGCAGAGUUGACGUACAUGAGACUGUGAAAGAAGGUAGAUCAUAG
Molecule: messenger RNA, 3100 nt
Organism: Pocillopora meandrina
Lineage: Eukaryota; Metazoa; Cnidaria; Anthozoa; Scleractinia; Pocilloporidae
Source: the annotation of a GenBank genome assembly